Messenger RNA from Amaranthus tricolor (Joseph's coat), 1833 nucleotides. Its product is annotated as transcription initiation factor TFIID subunit 15b. NCBI's taxonomy places the organism in Eukaryota, Viridiplantae, Streptophyta, Magnoliopsida, Caryophyllales, Amaranthaceae. Gene Ontology annotation, molecular function: RNA binding. The record is from RefSeq and is a predicted model, not a curated record. The transcript has 6 exons. The coding region runs from base 101 to 1561 and encodes 486 amino acids.
AAUCGCUUCCCCUUAAUAUAUACUCUGUUUAUCUCUUCAUCCCCUUCCCUCUUUCUAUCUCAAGAAACUCUGUUCAACAAACCCUAGAUCUUGACUCACGAUGUACGGCGGUGGCGGCGAAUCCAAUCAACCUCUUUCCAGUGGAGGUUAUGGUGGAGGCGGAUAUGGCGGAGAUGGAGGUGGUUAUGGUGGUGGUCGUGGUGGUGACGGAGGCGGCUAUGGAGGUGACGGAGGCGGUGGAUAUGGAGGUGGUCGUGGAGGCGGUAGAGGGGGAGGAUAUGGAGGUCGUGGUGGUUCUGGAGGAGGCUAUGGCGGUGGAGGUGGUGGUGGUUAUGGCGGUAAUCCUGAUAAUCGAGGUGGUGGAUAUCAAGGAGAUCGAGGAGGUCGUGGUGGAGGAAGAGGAGGCAGAGGUGGCGGUGCUGGUCAUGGAGGAAGUGGCAGAGAUGGAGACUGGUCCUGUCCCAAUCCAGGUUGUGGGAACCUGAACUUUGCUAGAAGAACUGCUUGUAACAAGUGUGGGGCUCCUGCUCCUGCUGGCGCUGGCAGCGGCGGUGGAGGUGGUGGAGACUAUAGAGGUGGAGGUGGUGGUUACAAUAGAGGAGGAAGUGGAGGUUAUGGAGGUGAUAGAGGAGAUAGGGGUAGUAGGGAUAACAAUUAUGAAGGUGGGAGAGGUGGUGGUAGCAGGGGUGGGUCGGAUGGUGGGUAUGGUCAAGGUAGAAGUGAUGGUGGGUACGGCCAAGGAAGAAAUGACGGUGGAUACGGACAGAGUAGAAAUGACGGGGGACAUGGCCAAGCUCCCCCACCUGCACCUUCUUAUGGCGGGGCUGGCGGCGCUUACCCUCCUUCACAGAACCCUUAUGGAGCGAACCCUGCAUAUGGCAAUGAUUCUGCUGUUCCUCCCCUGGCAAGCUAUACUGGUGGCCCUGGAUCAUAUCCAUCAUAUGGUGCACAACCAAGUGGAUAUGGGGCUGAUGCUUCUGGAGAUUAUAGGGGUGGUGGUCGAGGUGGUCCACCUAGUGGUGGCUAUGGUGGUGGUCAGAGACAUUCAGGUGGUGGUUAUGGUGGAGAAGCUCCAGCAUCUGCUGAUGCACCUGCAAAAGUGAAGCAAUGUGAUGAAAAUUGCGGAGAUUCCUGUGAUAACGCAAGGAUUUACAUCUCAAAUUUGCCACCGGAUGUUACUAUAGAUGAACUUAGAGAACUUUUUGGCAGCAUUGGAACAGUUGCAAGAAUCAAGCAAAAGAGAGGCUACAAAGAUCAGUGGCCUUGGAGCAUAAAGUUAUACACUGAUGAUAGUGGAAAGAACAAGGGUGAUGGUGUUUUGUCAUAUGAAGACCCAUCAGCUGCUCAUUCCGCCGGUGGUUUUUUUAACGGUCAUGACAUAAGAGGAUAUAAAAUUAGUGUUGCAAUGGCAGAGAAGUCUGCUCCAAGGGCUCCUCAGUCUUUUGGCCAUGGAGGCGGUGGUAGAGGUGGUUAUGGAGGUGGAGAUCGCCGAAGAGAUUAUAGAGAUGGAGGUGGCCCUGACAGGCAUUCCCAUGGCGGGAAUCGAUCACGUCCAUACUGAGAAUUUCCCCGCAUAUAUUAUGUACUAAGAAAAAGUAGUCUUGAGGAAUGUUAUUGUAGUCCCGCUGCGGGUUUGUUCACAAAAGGAGCUAAAGAGGUAGGUUGUUCACUUGCUUUGAGCAAUGCCCCUGCCCCUUUACUCCUUUAGUAAUUUGUAGUUGUUAACUUUGAGAGGAUUUUUCAUCUAGGGUUGAGAUUGAUUUGAACUGUGUUACUGUCUUUUAUAGAGGCAAAUGGAUAAAUCUCAAAAUUGCUGCUAAGGUAGGUUGAACA